CCGCGUCGCUGUGCUGCUGCUGCUGCGGAGGAAGCUGUUCAGUGAGCGGAAGAUGGCGACUGUGUGGAGGCUGCAGAGAAAACUCCGGAGCUGAUACCGGGGGAAGGACCGGAAAGAUACACACCAAGAAACCGUUAAAAGACCACAUCCAAAAAAUAACGGUAUGUCAAAAAAAUACAGAGUGAAACUGACAACAUAUAUGUGUGUAGAGGUUUCUGAUCACCGAGGAGGAGCUGGUACCGGAUAAUUACUGCACACCGCCUGAGCUCAAGCUAGCGUUAGCAAAGAUUAUCAGCACUAGACUGAGAUGUCAGCUAGCCUUGCCAUGGGAUAUAUAACAUUAGCUGUGACUGUUGUCCGUGGAGGGUGUAAAUACAUAACAAUCGGAGUGUAUCCUUCUUUGUCAAGCGAAAGGGGUUUUAAAAAAGAACUAGUAAUACCCCGCUAGCUAAAGGUUCAAUGAUGCUAGCUGACGAUAGCUUGGAUGCUUGUGGUCAGUUUUAGCCGGUGUUAGCUUUUAGUCUCAAAUUUAAAGAACACGUAACUUUUAGACACAAAUUUGUCAGUAAGAUAGUCGUAGAUAACACAAGCCGUGCAUCGUUUGGUUGUAUGAUAAAUAAAGGGUGUCACGUUUUUUCCUAGUUCCUCUGCUUCAGUAUUUAGCAUUAGCAAUCUGAUUUUUUUCAUUACUUUGAGGUGGCUGUCGAUUUAAGAGGGACGUGCUGUAUGGAGGGGUCUAAAGAAAGGCCACCACCCGGUUUGGACAGUGGAUGUUAUAGUUAAACCUGUUAAGGGCUGAAUAAUAUAUUUCUAUUGUGAUAAAAGCUUUCCACAGUGCCAUUUGGGUUUCUUUAACUCGCCUCCUUUUUGUUCACGGCCUAGAGUCACACGCAUCCCCAAAAAAUAAAUUUACAGCAGACAUAAAUCGGACGAGUCGAUCAGUCUGACUCAAUCCAGACGUUUCCUAAUUGACUCUAAUUAAACACAUGCUCCCUAACAUCAUUAAGAUCAGACUGUACAUUAUUAGCACAUCUUUACCAUGUCUCCACAGACAAUUAUGUCCCGCUCCCCUAAUGAAGAUGGAUACUUUGUUGCCAUGGAUACAGAGGACGACAGUGCAGAGCCUGCUGGGAUAACAGAUGAAAUAGAGGCAAAGAUGGGGUCUUGCCGACAAGAGGGGAACAUGGACAGUUGUGCCAAAGGUGAAGGGAGAACAAUGGUGGAGUUGCCAGAGGAGGUUCUCGAAUAUAUCCUCUCCUUUCUCUCACCUUACCAGGAGCACAAAACUGCUGCGCUUGUUUGUAAGCAAUGGUAUCGACUUAUUAAAGGUAUGGAUCUUUGCUAUAUCAUCAUGCAUUGAAAUAUAAUUAAAGAUGAAUCAGGCACAGUGGAGAUGAGUGGGAAGUAGGGCUGGGCGAUAAAACGAUAACGGAAUAUAGCGAAAAUUAUUUCCCUCAAUAUCAAUAUAAAACCUGGUUAAUAUGCUUUUCAAUAGUCGGCAUUCUGCCAUGUUUUGGUAGACCCAAUCAUGCUGAAUUAGAACCAAGUAGUAAACAACUGCGUAGUAGCAGACUGCAGCUACACUCAACCAUAGCGCUUUAACAGGUGAAGCCGACAGCACUGUCAGUGAGAAAUAAAGAAAAUGAGGGCUACCCCCGACAAAAAUGCAGAUGAAGGCUCAACAAAUGAUGACAUUGUCGACAAAAUUGGCACAGAAACAUUGCUGGUGUGGAGGUAUUUUGUUUUUGUUUUUUAGGUCGGACAUGAAGCAGAGUAAUGUGCACUGCAAAUUAUGUCGAGUACAUGUUCUCACAAAGUUGGGGAAUACCUCAAAUCUUUUUCCCCACCUGAGGCAGUGCCACGCGGCAGAGCACACGCAAUGCAAAAGGUUACAAACCCUGAACGGAGCAAGGAGCCCAUGGCGCCUGUUCAGCCAAAACAGACGACCAUUCAGUCCGCUUUCUCUCGCGCAACGCCUUACGACAAAACGUAGAAGAGACACAAAGACCUCACAGAUGCAGUAGCGUACUGUAUUGCAAAAGACGUGCUACCAAUACGCACUGUUAAAUUUCAUUUUUUAUAUCUUGAUAUAUAUCAAUAUCGACUGAUAUGAAAAAAGUAUAUUGUGAUGAACUUUUUCCCAUAUCGCCCAGCCCUAGUGGGAAGUAUAUUGUGAGCAGCAUGGUUAAGUGUAAGUCUUGGUUUCUAUGUUCCAGUUGUUUACUUGUGUUUUGUCCAACCUAGGUGUUGCUUAUCAGUGCUACCAUGGUUUCUUGAGAGCUGUGCAGGAGGGAAAUAUCCAGUGGGAAAGCCGAACAUACCCAUAUCCAGGAACACCGAUUACGCAGCGCUUCUCUCAUAGUCAGUAUAUGUUUCUCAUGUUUUUGAUACCUAACACAACUCAUACAUUAAGUGUACACAAACACUUUUCUUCAGUUUUUGUAUUCAAAUUGUUUUAAAGCAGCUUGAAGUAGGUAUCAGACUUAUAGUCCAGUGUUUAGUGGACAAAGUAGUGUCUGGCCUGUGCAAGAAUAGAGACUUAUAAAGGGUGCAACAUCCGACACUAAAUCCAUUUUGUUGUCUGAUGUAUUUCAACUACGCUUAAAAUAGAUCUUGUAUUGAGGAGAGACAUUGACGGGAAAGUUUAAAGCUGAGGGAAACCUUUUAUCACCAGCUUCACAGUUUCAAAAGAUUUUUUUUUAAUCUUUUGAGCUUUAAAAAUAGUGACAAGUAUUUUAUUGUGUACAUUACCAGUUUCAUAUAGUAGCGCUUAGAGCUCUGUCAUGAAAGGACUAUUUACCUCUUAGUUUAUUCUUAUGUUGAUGUUCAGUGUAAUUCAUUAAAUUUGAAUGAUGUGAUAACUUUAGUGUACUAUGAGAAUCUUAGAGGAAAUGGUUACAGCAGUCAAUGGAAGUGGACAAUCAUGUCAUCCAUUAACUACAUAUACAUGGUGAUUAUGUGAUCAGAUGAUAUUGUUGCUUUUGUUUCCAAAUAAAAAUGCAUGUUAAAAAAAUCACUAAAAAUUCACUGUCAGUUAAAAUUGACCAUUAAGUUGUUUUUGGAUUUUUUUUUUAUUUUUUGUGGUUUGCAGGUGCAUGUUACUAUGACUCGAACCAGUCCAUGUAUGUGUUUGGGGGUUGUACUCAGAGUAGCUGCAAUGCUGCCUUCAAUGAUCUAUGGAGACUUGACCUCAACAGCAAGGAGUGGAUCCGCCCUUUGGCCUCAGGUAGUGAUCAGCUGUCAGCAGUUAAAGACAAACAGGACACAGGAAUCUGAGCUUUUUAGUGGCAUGCAGCUCCAAUAAAGAAGUGACUUUAUGACAAGAAUGUCCCCCAGGAGCAGCCUUGUCACUUUUGUACAGAGAUUUCUUAAUAUUCUCUGCAUCACGACACAAUACUGUGGUUAAUAAAUUUGUCAAAUUCCUUGUAGUUUUGUGCUGUAGAGCAUUAUUCUGAAACUGUUGACUAUUUGCUGACACACUCUCUCACAGAGUGGUAGAUAGUUACGUCUGUCUUUAUGUCUGAGAGACUCAGCCUCCCUGGAAUGACCUUUUUAUAUCUGGUCUAGAAAUAAAGAGGGCAUUACAGACAGGCUGAGUCUCUCUUUGUGUAAGCAGACAGUUCAACAAUUUGAAAAUAUUGAUAUUAAGUGAAAGAUUAUAGUUUAAUUUAAUGUAAAGAUACAGAAGAUUUGGGGAAAUCUCUGUACAAAAGUGACUGUGCUGAAAACCAGCAGUUGAUGGCAGUGAUCUUUGGACAGUGCUGCGUUCAAAACAGAUGUGACUGUGCAGUGAUUAUCUCUACAUGGGCUAAAAAUCACUCUCUGCACACAUUACAAUAGCACGGCUCUGUUGUGGAAGAGUCUGGGUGUGAAACUUGCCUGCCAGCAGUUCCGACUUGUUUUCCAUUGUAGACAUAAAGUGCAUCAUGAAACAAAAGAUAUGACAACAGAGACCCCAGACUGUUCAGCAACUGAUGUCCUGUAUCAGACAAGCAUGGGAUUACAUUUUGGUUUCAGAGCUCGCAAAAUCAAUCUCUUUGACGUCCAGAUGUUUCAAGAGUGUUGCUAAAAUAAGCGGUGAUAAAAAGUGAUGAUAAACAAACUGUACUCUGACAACCAAAACGUUUGAAUUUUGGUAACGUGUGUGUGUGUGUGCUGUGCUUGUUCAGGCUCUUAUCCCUCUCCUAAAGCUGGAGCGACUCUUGUAAUGCACAAAGAUCUGUUGGUGUUGUUCGGGGGAUGGACUCGCCCCAGCCCAUAUCCACUGCACCAACCAGAGAGGUUUUUCGAUGAAAUCCACACCUACUCUCCUUCAAAGAACUGGUGAGAGAUGCCGAAUGAUUUUAAUCAAUGCCUGGGUUCAAUUUGGGAAAGUUUAAACUUGAACCAAGUUCGCCCUGUUCUUGAAAUAUUUUCUUUUCCUGUCUCAGGUGGAAUUGCAUCGUAACCACACAUGGACCACCUCCGAUGGCUGGUCACUCUUCCUCUGUGAUUGGAAACACCAUGGUGGUGUUUGGGGGAUCACUAGGAGCACGUCAAAUGUGAGAAAAUUUAACACCCAUUUCAAACUGAGCUGUGCAAAUUAAAAGGGAAAUUAGAUUUUGUUCAUUGAAACAACAGCAAAGAUAAGAGCGGAGGUGGAGGUUAAUUUGUCUACUGCUCAGUUUCCAUUAGCUAUAGUCGUGCAACUUAAACGGCUGAAAACAGAUUAAAAAGAUUCAAUGUGUGUCAAGUCAAAGUUACACAACAAAUCUGAUGCACAGUAGCAAACGCCUGCCGAGAAGAGUCCUCAACCAUGGGGCUAAAAACAGUCAUUUGGUUUUCAGUGGUGUUUAAAGGAAUAUUGUCUUCUAGUAGUCACUCAAUAUAUUGUCCCAUUUGAUGGUUGUGUACAGGAGUAAUGAAGUCUGGGUUCUGGAUUUGGAGCAGUGGUCCUGGUCCAAACCACCUAUAUCAGGCCCAUCACCUCAUCCACGUGGAGGCCAAUCACAGGUAUGAACACUUAAACUGUUAAAUUGGAAAAGGUCGUCAAUUCCAUCUGACAUCCACAGAAGUGAUUGAACAUUUAUCUUAUUGAACAUUUUAUCACCUGAUCCAAAUAAGUGUGGUGCUCAAGAAAUUGUCGAUGAAGCCCUUUGGUAAAGUUUUUCCAUCUCUGACUCCUCUGCAACUUGAUGACUUUGAGCCAAAAAAACGUUUUUUAAUAAAAUAACGUCUUUUUAUUUCUCUCUAUUUUUGGACAGAUUGUGAUUGACGAUCAGACGCUGCUCAUCUUGGGAGGCUGUGGUGGCCCCAACGCAGUAAGUCCUAAUUAAAAAUAAUAAUAAUAUGACGCAGAGUUCUUUGUUGUUUUAUGUCCACCUGUACCUUUAAGCAAACAUUUUAUCUAGUUAGUAUCUUAUGUGACAAGGCUGGUAGUGUAAGUUACUCUGUUGUUUUCUAUGUUAAAGCUUCUAAAAGACGCCUGGCUCCUUCACAUGGAUGCCCCCCCAUGGAGGUGGCAGCAGCUGCAAGUUGAAAACGAGGACCAUGGAGCCCCUGAGCUGUGGUGUCACCCUGCCUGCAGAGUAAGUGUUUUUCUUAUUCUGCAUGUCUGUGAGUUUACUCAUAAAACUGGUGACUGAUGUCCUCUCUUUCUUGUGCCUAAGGUGGGACAGUGUGUGGUGGUUUUCUCCCAGGCUCCAUCAGGCCGUGCACCACUCAGCCCAAGUCUUAACUCUCGGCCCUCCCCCAUAAGUGCCACACCUGCCCCUCUGGGCCCUGAACCGCCUUCCCUGCGCUCCCAAUCUCCUGUUCGGAGUGGGGCUGCUGGUGUUGUCCUGGGAGCCGUCGAAGAGGCUCCGUGUGUGAAUGGUAGGUGGGGCACACUAAGACCCCGGCCCUCAGCCAGAGGAAGUGCCAGAGAUGGAAGCCCAUCUUCAUCUCAACAGCAGUCCCCUUCUCAAGGCCCUGACAGCCCUCCUCUUCCUCCUCUCCCCCCUUUACUAAAUGGAUCGUCCCCUUCACCAAGGACCAGUCCAGCCCAGGCUGCGUCUCCUCCCUCCCGCCCUCACCCACCCGCACCCACAGACUAUGGCUGGGAUUCCCCCCCCUCUGCUGCUCACCACCCUGAGGUUCCCAGUACUAAUGGCCUGCAUACUCCCCCUUCAGGCUCUCCUUGUACCCCCCCAGGCGGAGUGUCCCCAGCCGCCUUGCGACGAGGUCUGGAGGCUGUGAAAAACAAAUCUUCCCCUUCGUUACCAUCUUCUUCAUCGUCAGUAUCCCUUCAGACACAGGGCGCCUCUUCUGGAGGAGGAAGCAGUGGAGGAGGAGGAGGAGGAGCAGGUCCCCCUGUAACCCCCCCAUCAUCCUCCAGCCCUCCACAGGCUGCAGGAGCUGAUGGACAUGCUAUACCACCUAUUGCACGUCGUCUCGGCCAUCACCCGCCUCAGAGCCUGAACGUGGGGAAACCUCUGUACCAGUCUCUCAACUGCAAGCCCAUGCAGAUGUAUGUGCUGGAUGUGUCCCGGGCCAAAUCUGCCGGAGUGGUGUCCUGGAGAGUUUAUGGGAACGGCACCCCUGCUGCUGUCACAGGGCCGCCAGAAACCAGCCUUCACACGGUGGUACAGGGCCGAGGGGAGCUCAUCAUUUUUGGGGGCCUCAUGGACAAAAAACAGAAUGUUAAAUAUUACCCAAAAACCAACGCCUUGUACUUUGUACGCGCUAAGAGGUAAUGCAGCUCCAGGCAGGAUUGAGAAGACAAACGCUCCACCCUGUGACCUUACAGGGGAUAUGACACACAAGGCCUUUUUCCUAUACAAAGGAUUAUGGGAAAAGAACAUAAUCAAUGUUAGAUGUUUCACUUCAGAAAUUCACUAUUCUCCCUUCUGCCUACUGCAAGCUUUCAAAAUAAAACACAGAACUACACUUUGAUAACAACAUUCGGAUGAAUGGGAAUCCUGACUCUGUGAGUGUUGUGUGUGUGUGUGUGUGUGUGUGUGUGUGGGCCGGUAUGUUUGUGUGUGACUGCAGUUGCUGAAGAGAACAGGUUAAUUUGUUGUUCUUCCACAAAAAGGUGAUCAACCAAACAAGAGUUCUGUAUUUCUGUGUCGUCCCCCUCUGAACUUUUGAGAGAGAGGACCCCUUAAGAACAGACCCAGUGACAGGAUCAGUUGAAGACUACCUUGCUUUUUGUAUCACUCUUUAAGCCUGCAAUGUUUACAUUGAUACUAGUGUGAGUGUGUGUAUGUCAUGUGUGCACGGUGGUGGUGCAGAGCUGUUGACUCGUGUGUUGGGGGCCAAGUUGGGUGAGAGACGUGACACUGUACUAUAAACAUAGUUGAAAAAUAAAGGCCUCCAUGUCUCCUCUG
Molecule: messenger RNA, 7349 nt
Organism: Xyrichtys novacula (pearly razorfish)
Lineage: Eukaryota; Metazoa; Chordata; Actinopteri; Labriformes; Labridae
Source: the annotation of a GenBank genome assembly